CACUCCUCUCAUCACAAUAUAUAUAUUUUCCUUUUAACAAACUAUAAUUUGAAAUUAUUUCAAAUUACGUUUUAGGGAAAAUUAAUCUUUAAUCAUGGCAAAGAUCUCCUUUGCGCUUGUCGUUGUCGCUCUUAUUGUCUUUCAACAAGUAUCUGAGGCUCAUCGUCCGAUAGAUUUCAACGAAGAAGUACUUGAAAAGGACUUGCAUGAAGCCAAGGACUUGAUAGAAGAAGACUUGAGAGAGAAAGAAACGAGCAUCAGGAACUUGGAAAGCGAGGUUAGUUUGUUAACCAAAUCUGAGAUGAUGCUUACUCAGCUCGAACUUGCUUACAAAAAUGGUAGAAAUCUUGAGCAUUUCGGGAAAAAACUCAAGAAAUUCAACAGGAGGAUCAAGCGGGCUCCUGAGGAAGUGAGAUACGUUUCCAUCAUCCAGUCCAUUUUGAAGGAUUUGGGAUUAAACGGAGGGAGACAUUAAAAACAAGAAUUAGGGUUUGAUGCGUUCAAAGGAGGUUUGAUAUUCGCCCAUGGAGUUUGGCUUUACAAGUGAGAGGAGCAAAAUCAUUUGCCCAUAGUAUAUAUAUUUAUGUAUUUAAUUGCAUCAAUUAAAUGAAAUGUAUUACUAUACUAAUAUUGUAAUUUGUAUUUUUCUUUCUUUUUUUCUGCGCUGAGAUUUUGUUAAUUUAGUUAUCUCGCAAUGUAUCUUAAAAUAGUUACAAUUAAUAUAACAGAUACUUUUUGUUUUUCAUACAAAUAAAAAUGAUUCAUGAUCGAGUUUGAUACC
Arabidopsis thaliana (thale cress) is the source of this 781-nucleotide messenger RNA. Its product is annotated as splicing regulatory glutamine/lysine-rich-like protein. NCBI's taxonomy places the organism in Eukaryota, Viridiplantae, Streptophyta, Magnoliopsida, Brassicales, Brassicaceae. The coding region runs from base 95 to 475 and encodes 126 amino acids. The record is from RefSeq and is marked reviewed. The transcript has a single exon.